Clarias gariepinus (North African catfish) is the source of this 2717-nucleotide messenger RNA. RefSeq names its product 3-hydroxyacyl-CoA dehydratase 2 (gene hacd2). The record is from RefSeq and is a predicted model, not a curated record. Gene Ontology annotation, biological process: very long-chain fatty acid biosynthetic process; fatty acid elongation; sphingolipid biosynthetic process. Gene Ontology annotation, cellular component: endoplasmic reticulum membrane. Gene Ontology annotation, molecular function: 3-hydroxyacyl-CoA dehydratase activity. The transcript is spliced from 7 exons. Lineage: Eukaryota; Metazoa; Chordata; Actinopteri; Siluriformes; Clariidae. Bases 69 to 812 code for a protein of 247 amino acids.
UAAGGCCCCUAAUUUAGAGGGACGCUAGUAGGGGCGAGCAGUUAGCUACACAAACUUACAGCUCGGCCAUGUCUGCACCUGUCAUGGGGAGCACGAAAAAACCCUUUAACGAUGGAGACCAGCACAACCACAAGAAGAAGAAGGGAGCAGGCGCGCUGGCCACCGCCUACCUGGUCAUCUACAACGUGAUUAUGACCGCUGGGUGGUUGGUCAUUGCUGUGGGUCUUGUCCGGGCAUAUCUUACUAGAGGCAGCUACCAUGGUCUGUACUACUCAAUAGAGAAGCCACUGAAGUUCUUUCAGACUGGAGCUCUCCUUGAGAUAUUGCAUUGUGCUGUUGGCAUUGUACCUUCCUCUGUGGUCCUGACUGGGUUUCAGGUGAUGUCACGUGUGUUCCUCACGUGGGCUGUUACACACAGUGUUAGAGAAGUCCAGAGUGAAGACAGUGUGCUCCUCUUUGUGGUCGCGUGGACUGUUACGGAGAUCAUCCGCUAUUCAUUCUACACUUUCAGCUUACUCAACCACCUGCCUUAUCUUAUAAAAUGGGCAAGAUACACAUUUUUUAUUGUACUCUACCCCAUGGGAGUGGCUGGAGAACUUCUGACCAUCUAUGCUGCUCUGCCUUAUGUUCAGAAGACAGGCCUCUAUUCUGUCACUUUGCCCAACAAGUAUAAUUUCUCCUUCGAUUAUUAUACCUUUCUUAUUCUCACUAUGGUCUCCUACAUCCCCCUGUUCCCUCAGCUCUACUUCCACAUGUUGCGGCAGAGAAAGAAAGUUCUGGGUCACGUGGAAGAAUACAGCAAAGUGGAAUAAACAUGCGGCCAGCGUUCCACACAAUACGGGCUGACCAUAUGGAGGAAGGGGGGGGGGGGGGAUGACCUUUCCAAUUAAAACUUGGCUGAUUUAAAAAAGAGAGAGAGAGAAAAAGUUGCUUGUCAAUAAACAGAGCCCAGCUUUUUUUUUUUUUUUAAGAUACUAAAAUGACUUAAAGACUAUUUCUAAAGCUAGUUAGGGAAUGAGAUAAUACAGUGUGUGAUUUUUGAGGUUAUUAAUAUGAAAUUCAUGGUUUAUUAGAAGGCAUUUCUGAUAAUACAUGGCAUUUUUUUUUUGUGUGUAUGAAAGCGUUUUUAAUAUGGUCUAAUACAGUUGCCCUGACCUUAGUGAGAGAGAAAUUAAAUUGGUCGUUUUGGCUUUCACCUUUUGAAGUAAUGACAGAAUUGGGAACAUUUUAAGUAAUCAAUAUUGAUAAAAAAGAGAGAUAACUCUAGUCUGUAUUAUGCCCUGUGUACUUGGAUGUAUUGGUAGCAGUUUUGUUUAUGCACAGUCAGGAGGCUGAACAGAUGACCAAGUUCUGAAGGUCUUCAUGGGCUGUAUUCAUGUUUCAACGUGAAAAGUGUCUCAUUCCAUUAUUGGUGUUCUGUGACUACUAAUUUAGUCGUUGCUGUUCUUUACAUAUUUGCUCAGGAUUUGUACUCGGUACUGACCUGUCAUCCACUACAGUUUUCCUUUAAAACAAUUUUUUUCAGUGUUAGUUGUUUUAUAAGGGUCAUGUAAAUGACUUAAACAAGCUUUGUGUUGUUUUGCUUUAAAUUAGAUUUGUUAUGCGGGUAACGUGUAACUGAAGUGAUUGUACAGGGUUGUGUUGUAUGUGAUCCAUGUAUCUGCUUUCCAUAACUUCUAAAAGGUGACCUCAAGCAAGCAGUUAAACAGCUUUCGAGUCCUGUCAGUAGGCAACUUUCUAAAGCGUUCGAUUGAAAGAAGGCAGGGUUGAGGCUGGAAGAGCACGUGGCAGUGGGAAAAUGGUGCAAUUGGAUUAGCCUGCGUCUAGUCAUGCAUUUCCAAUGAGUAAAAUCUAAUGAAGCACGGAGCAGGCCAGGAGUCAGGAGUUGCUAAGCGCUUUGUUGUCUGUCUGCUCUCAUUACCAACAGCAGUGAAGUGCAAGCUCAAGCCUUGAAGAAGGGCUUGCUCAUUAGUCUUAAUGAACAACUAAUGAGCAGACUGGCCUUUCCCAACCAUUUGGGUCUGAACUUUACUUUCAAAGGUUAUAGCCUAAAAGCGCCAUCUCUGGCAGCCAAGGGAAUACUCUUGUUUUUACUUACCAUCAAAAGAGGACAGUCAUGCCAACUUGGCAUUGUGAAGAUGAAGAACUCUUUGGUCAGUUACCUUGGCAACUGUCAUUAAUCAGCUAAUCAGCUAACUGGACGUUAAUUAGUUGGAAAUGUUCUGGUCUAGGAUCCAUUAUGGUACAGUAAUAUGGCAUAUGCUUGCUUACUGAGAUGAAGUAUUAUCUUUAAAGCUCCUGGAACAAACGCUGUUAACCUCUCAGCGCCCAGAUGUUUCAGCAUGAGCAUCUAGAUUGCAACUUUACUAAAAACUGCAUGAAAGGUGAAUUCGCUCCACUCCUUGAAUAAUGCAGUGUUGUCACACUACGCCAUUCAAGGAUAAUAUCAUUGGACGCAUGACCUUUAAAGUUGUCAGGAAACGUCGGGCUUUUGAUACAGUACAAAGGAUUUGCAUGGGACCAGCAGACUUUGUAUGAUUAGAAAAAGGUUUAUAUUUACAAUAAACUUAUAAUCUGUACAAACAGCCAUGUUUUUCAUUUGUGCAUUCUAUACUUGAUGCAGUGUUCUACAAAACUUCUGGUUAAGUUUGUGGAUUGAUAAACAUUUGAUCCUAAAAUAAGGAUGUUUUGUGGAUUAAAGGUUUAUGGAUCAUUCA